Molecule: messenger RNA, 1529 nt
Organism: Sitophilus oryzae (rice weevil)
Lineage: Eukaryota; Metazoa; Arthropoda; Insecta; Coleoptera; Curculionidae
Product: myb/SANT-like DNA-binding domain-containing protein 3
Exons: 7
Coding region: 161-997 (278 amino acids)
Source: RefSeq, a predicted model, not a curated record
UGUGUGCUCUUUCUCUGGCUCUUUUUAUUUAUUAACUUGUUAUUACUGAUAACACCCUCUGGUGUUAACCAUUUAUUAACCUCAGAUUUUGUUGUAAGAAGGUUGCGUGUUUUUGUGAUUUGUAUGAAUAAUAAUUAUAAUUUUAUAUGAAUAUAUCGAGAUGAGCAAUUCAUCAAAUAUGGUGUACUCCGAUCGGGAGAAGAUGCUAUUGACUACGUUGGUAAGAGAAAAUCCCCUGGUAGAGGAUAAAAGAGCGGACGCUGCGAUGAUAGCGGAUAAAAAGCGCGCCUGGGACUUGAUCACACGAUCAUUUAAUUCCCAGCCCAUAGUUAAUAGGACACGGACAUCCCAACAGUUACGCAGGUUGUGGAUAAAUUUGAAACACAGAAAACGGAAGCAAACUGAAGCACAGCUUUAUGAAACACUGGUCAUUGGUGAUGACCCUGUCACAAUGGUAGAAAGUGACCCUCUGCUGGAGCUUGUAUCUGCAACUGCUCCCAACAUGGAUAUCACUAUGAACUCUCCUUCGGAUAGCACCCACCUAUUUGAGAAAGCUGGUACCACAAUAAAAAAUGAAACUUAUGAAGAGAUACAUAUUGAGGAAUGUCACCUCCCCUCUCCCAGCGAGGAGUGUAUGUUCAAUUCGAACGAUGAGCUAUCUGACACAGUAAAAGUGAAGAAGGCAACAAACCCUCCAAGAUUAUCUCCUGCUGCUCAAGGGAAAGCGAAACGACUGACGAUGGCCAUCCACCAGCAGCGGGAACUCCAUAAUUUUAAAAAACUAAUUGCUGAAGAGGAAUUACUGAAGAUAAGGGAAGAAAGAAAAGUGAAUAUGAAAAUAAUGGACUUAAAACUGCAGCAGGCAUCUCAUGAAGUAGCGACUGCUUUGUUAAAACGAAAACAGGCAGCUGCUGAAGCAGAUCUUGCUGCCUUAAAGUUGGAACAGUUUAGACGUCAGGGUACUUUUUGGCAACGAGGAGAUAUGGGAUGCAUUUAAGAUAUUCGAUGACUUCGUACUGUAUUGUGUCAUGGUUGAAGAUGUACUUGAUUCUGAAGCAAUAUUGGUUUCUCUUGGAUAUGCGUAUACUAAAUUAGAAUAACGUGGUAGAUUUGCGUCCUUGUGUUAUAGAUGAAAUGGCGUUUGCAGGUUUAGGACCAUGAAUUAAACAACCUUUUUUUAAAAAUUGCCGACGUUUCAACGUGUAUUUUCGUCUUUAUCAAGGCUAUUUUUGAUAAAGCUGUUUUUGAUAAAGACGAAAAUACACGUCAAAACGUCGGAAAUUUAAAAAAAAAGUUGUUUAAUUCAUGGUUCUAAACCUUCGAACGCCAUUUCAACUAAAUUAGAAUACGAGGGGCUUUUUGCUGCCAUAAAUUCAUACUCAGAUAAAACAAUUCUUAAUCGUUUCUUGGUUUGUGCUGUAAAAACUGCUAUAAAAUGUUAUCGUCCAACCGUUUUGGCAGGCGUACAAGAUUAUGGCUCUGAUCAGGAAUAAGUACAGGUUGAUAAAGAAAACCGAUAACGAAAACCA